Ostreococcus lucimarinus CCE9901 is the source of this 2353-nucleotide messenger RNA. RefSeq lists its product with no specific name. The coding region runs from base 284 to 2353 and encodes 689 amino acids. NCBI's taxonomy places the organism in Eukaryota, Viridiplantae, Chlorophyta, Mamiellophyceae, Mamiellales, Bathycoccaceae. The transcript has a single exon. The record is from RefSeq and is a predicted model, not a curated record.
CGCCGCGAGCGCGCGCCGACGCGCGCGUCGACUCGCGAACGUCGACGCGGUGACUAUGGCGAUGGACGAUCGCGCGCCGUUGCUUCCGGAGCGCGCGCGCGACGUGGAGACGGCGUCGGGAAGCGGACGACGGGGCCGACGCGAUGGCGCCGGGACGCGCGCGCGCGACGUCGCGCGCGCGGUCGGGGACGCGUACGAACGGGCGAAGCGACGCGCGGAUGCGAUCGUCGGCGCGUGCGAGCGCGAAGAGGUGUGCGAGGGACGGACGCGGCGGGUGCGGACGAUGGCGGCGGUGACGCUGGGCGCGAUGGUGAUCUGCGCGGCGGGCGCGACGACGACGUCUGCUUCGCCGCGCGGCGUCGCGAGACUUGGGAGCGCCGGUGGUGAUUGGACGAGCGAAUUGAUACGUAACAACGCGCUGGAUGUGCGGAAGUUGGAUUUCGGGUCGUUCCAAUCGGACGUCGUGCGCGAGGUGCACCCCGACCGCACGGGCGGGUUGGCCAAGCGUUGGGCGCAAGAGUACGAUCAAGUGACGCAGCCGGAGAUUGCGUACGAUCCUCACUUUGGGCAGCACCGCGUAUCGCUGAUCAACCAUCGCGCCAGCGCCGCGAUAGGGACGUCGCAGGCGGCUGUGCCUUCGCCGGUGCCAGUCGCGCCCGCGCGCUUACAAACGCCCGCGGCGCUGCCGGCGGCGACAGUGGUGGCGCCGAAGAAUGCGGAUUUCGUCGGUGAUUUCGUGGGUGAUAUAGUUAAUUUGGUCAAGCAAGGGAGCAUCGAGAAGCAAUACGAGGACGCACCAGAUCUGGGGAAAACCAGUAAACCGAGUGAUGACAUUUCGCUGGCGGACUUGAUGGUUGACGCCGACCAUGCGGAGAAGCACAAAACGGGGAAAUCGUGGGUGCGAGACGAACCCAAGGCGAAGACCGUCGAACACAACUCGCAUGACAAAGAGUCGAGUUCGAAAGGUAAAGAAACACACGUCAAACAUGUCGAGAAGCCGACCAAGAAGUCAACCAUGAAGUCGACUGUUAAACGCUCCGAGGCUGAUGAUUCGCGUUUGAAAUCGUCUCACGCGUCGUCGAAGAAGUCGAACAAGUUGGACUCGAUGGUGUUCAACGAGUUGAGCUUCAACCGAAAGAAGAAGCCCUCGUCGCUCAAGGAGCGCGUGCAAUCACACCUCGAUCGCUUGAUGACGCGAGCACGCGGUAGCGGCUCACGCGACGAGAGAUCUUCGCGCGGAAGUGGCAAGCUUAAGCAAUACCCGCACCACAUUCACGACGUGGAUGAAAACGACGCCAACGACGUCAACGUGUUUUACAAGCAGAAGGAUUUGCUAGAUUUGGGGGAAUACGAUCAAGAUACGAUCGACGACUUUAAAUAUGGGCGUGGACUGACGCCUCGAGGCGGGAGCGGGCGUUUGGACGGGCUUACGGUUGACACGAACAUUGACAUUUCCAACUAUCCCGCGACGGAUGGCACGCACGCGUAUCCGAGUCGAUCCGCGAAGACUGGUAAGCACGAGGAGGAGAAUGUGGACAUGGAUGACUUGAUGUCUUCGCUGCAAGUGACGUCAAAAGACGCGAGUAAACACGUCGAGCAUAGAAAGCGCGAUCGAGCUACGGAAACUAAGAAGAAACCGUCGGCGAAGGCGUCCAGGUUGAGCGACGAUGAUUGGUCCGACGCGCCGCCGUCGACAUCAAAGCAGUCACCGCACAAGUCGAAGAAGGCGAGCGCGUUGAGCGACGAUGAUUGGUCGGACGAACCGGAAAAAUCGAAAAAGACUGCGGCACACUCGUCAUCGUCGGCGUCAACGAACAAGAAGGCAUCGACGAAAUCAAAGUCUUUGGACUGGAACGACGCGCCGGAGCCAACGGUGAAGGCAUCGACGCACACUGAGUCUCGCUCAUCCGACAUAUCUGGCGCGAAGGUUGGCAAAAUGUCUGAAGCCGCAGCGGCAAAGUACCUGUCGAAGGUUAAAGGUCACAAUGAAAAGACGCACGAAAAACUUAGACGCUCGAUUCCGAAAUUAGGUGUCGAAGAAGAGGUCAACGAUGCGUACGACGCCAUCGACGAAGACUCGGAGGAGGAUGGGCACAACAUUCGCCACGAAAACGUCGCGAAAGUCGUUGAAGCUGCGGAGAUGCAAAACGAAGCUUCUGGUUCUGGGAUCCCGCGCGAGGCUGCGUUAGGGCGGAAGCAAUCCGAGCGUCGUGGAUUGCAACCGGCGACGACCGAAGAAUUGCAACAAGGUGGCGCGUGGAGAAAAGUGUUCAACAAAGUGUUCCACGGAAACCACGGAAACCGCGGAUACGAAAAGGCAAGGGAGCAAAUCUUUAGUUCGGACGAGCAAUAG